Messenger RNA from Actinia tenebrosa (Australian red waratah sea anemone), 849 nucleotides. RefSeq lists its product as uncharacterized. The record is from RefSeq and is a predicted model, not a curated record. Lineage: Eukaryota; Metazoa; Cnidaria; Anthozoa; Actiniaria; Actiniidae.
GACAAUUUACAAGUGCUAUCCAUGUUUUCACAGCGCUCACUUUAUGAAAACCACAACUACAAAAAAUCAGACAUUUGCAAUCAUUCUCCUCAAGUUUGGCUGCAGAGGCAAGCAUUUGAAACAGCUUAUCAGCAAACUAACCAAGGACGCCAUCGUCGCCGCAGUUUGUCGAGACACGACAUGCCCUCAAACUCCUCUCCUCGCCAUGUCUAUGCCAGGGUGUACCAUGGCAACGGCCUGUCCCGCUGCCCCCGUCUGUUCUCCACCGAUAUCGUACCCGUGUACGACUCAAGUGUCUUCACCAGUUAUCACAUCAACAGCUAGUUGUCCUGGACUGUGCCCAUCGACUUGUGCUCCUGCUUGCAAUCCUGUUUGCUGUCGAUCCAAAAUUACACCUGUUAAAGAUCAAGUCACUAAGCAAAAGGGCGCUCCACUUUAUGACUAUGCUCUUGAAGACGGGGAAGAUUCUUAAACAACACGGAUUGUUUCAGUCAAAUCCAUGGAUUAUUUCUUAGUCUGUGGAAUUAAAAUUUAAAACAUGCUCUGGACAAACUUUAGUUAUAAACUUUAUAACUAGUUUUUUCCUCUCUCCGCAAAACCUAACCGCUAGCUAAAUUCCAAUUUGAUCUGUGAGCCGUCCCCUGAGUUAGUUCAAACAAGAGGCUGUUGCAGGGUUAGCCAUGCCCUGACUUAGAUCAGCUCAAAGGUUGUUUCGGGGUAUUGCUAACAUAGAAAUUUUGAAAGUAUUAAACUGGUUAUAAACGAGAAAAAGCCAUAAUAACUUGAUCUCUACAGAAAUUGUAUUAUGUUAAACCAUUUAAAAAAUAAAUACGACAUUUCGAUUACAAA